AUGGAAUUUAAAGUUGAAAUUAAGGAUGAGUAUAACCAAAAAGGUAUAGAGAGUCAGCUUCAGCUAUCCACAUCAACAGAUCUUGAACAUUUAAAAAAUAAACUAGAUAACUCAGAAAUGGCACUAAAAGCUAAAAUUAAGGAAGAGUUUCCUGAAGGUGGCCAAGGAUAUAUAGAGAGUCAGCUAUUUACAUCCCCAGAUCUUGAAGAUUUGAUUAAUAAACCAGAUGAAGAUAACUCAGUGUAUAUGUCAACUAUGGAAUUUAAAGUUGAAAUUAAAGAUGAGUAUAACCAAAAAGGUAUAGAGAGUCAGCUUAAGCUAUCCACAUCAACAGAUUUGGAGCAUUUAAAAAAUAAACUAGAUAACUCAGAAACGGCGCUAAAAGCUAAAAUUAAGGAAGAGUUUCCUGAAGGUGGCCAAGGAUAUAUAGAGAGUCAGCUAUUUACAUCCCCAGAUCUGGAAGAUUUGAUUAAUAAACCAGAUGAAGAUAACUCAGGUGAGAGAUGUGAUAAAAGUAUGUAG
Diabrotica balteata is the source of this 522-nucleotide messenger RNA. The record is from the annotation of a GenBank genome assembly. Lineage: Eukaryota; Metazoa; Arthropoda; Insecta; Coleoptera; Chrysomelidae.